AUGGACCUCUCGGACUUUGAAGAUCUCGGAAUCAGUUCCGAUGCCGAGGACGACAAUGAAGCAGAUGAGCCCUACAUGACGCCAGCAGUUUCUGCAAAAUCUUACAGAGAAGGCGAUGGGCCUCGUCCGCCUUGGGAGGGACGACGAGACAAGCUGGUCGGCAUCGUGGAUAUGGGAAGGCGAGCCAUUCUGACAAGCCAAACCAACCGCCUACAGUUCGAUCCCGAGACUGGGGAGCAAGUUCCCAUCCCGGAUCAUGUAAUCGAUCACAUAGUGACCGUCUUUUCCCGCUUUCUGAUCGUGUGCGAGGACAUGGGAGUCGAGAAGAAGAAUAUCCAUGUCGUGGCAACAGAGGCAACACGCAAGGCCAUCAACUCAGCCAAAUUCCUGGAGACUAUCAAGAAGCAGACCGGCCUGUCUGUUGAAGUGCUCGCCAGCGAGGUUGAGGGCCAAGUCGGAGCGUUGGGCAUCGCGAGCGGAUUCGAUACUCUGUCUGGCCUUGUGAUGGACCUCGGAGGAGGCAGUACGCAGAUUACAUGGAUGAUUAGCCAAGGAGGCUACAUCAGAAUCAGUCCUAUGGGCAGCUUCAGCUUUCCGUAUGGAGCGGCGGCUUUGUCGAGGCAGCUUCAUGAGUUGCGAAAGGGAAAGAAGAAGGAUGAGGGGGAAGCCGCCGUCGCACAGCUUCGUCAGGAGAUGAUUGAGAAGUUUAGGUCUGCGUACAAACAUCUGCAGAUCCCGGACAGCAUGGUCGAAAAGGCCGAGCGAGAAGGAGGCUUCCGCAUAUAUCUGUCAGGUGGCGGGUUCCGCGGCUGGGGCUAUCUGCUGCUGUAUCUCAACCAGAUCCACGGCAAGCAUUAUCCAAUCUCCAUCAUCAAUGGGUACACAGUCGGGCGAGACCAAUUCGAGAAUACAGAAAGAGUCAAGGAGAUUGCAAAGGCAGCAAAGGACGUCUUCCGGGUUUCGGAUCGCCGUCGCUCGCAGGUUCCCGCAGUGGCCUUCUUAGUCAACGUCCUGGCCGAAGCCAUUCCCCACGGCAUCCGGGAGGCUCACUUUUGCCAGGGGGGUGUGCGAGAAGGAUACCUCUUCCGCACUCUGCCGCCAGAGAUCCGGCAACUAUCGCCGCUGGAAGUGGCAACGCAGAAUCUCGCGCCAACGUCCUAUCGCAGUAUUCAAGAGCUGAUCAAGCGAGCCAUCCCAGCGCCAUCGAGACACGAGACGAGGAAGUUUCCGGACGAAUUUGGAGAGCAUGUCAUCAAUUCGUUUGCCAAUACGAUAUACGUUCACAUGUUCAUGUCGAAGGAGACGGCAUCGACAGCCGCGCUCUAUUCGACGAGUGUGGGCAUGAUGUCUUCUACGCACGGAGUGUCCCACCAAGACCGCGCCCGACUUGCAUUGAUGCUCGAAUCUCGAUACCGAGGCGAACUGCCACCGCGAGAGAUGGAAUUCCGAGAGGCUCUGCGCUCUCUCAUAACGCCAGAGGAGGUGUGGUGGACAACGUAUCUCGGCAGAGUCGGAUACCUUAUCACGCGACUGUAUCCAUCCGGGGAAAUCGACACCAAAAAGCCCAGGGUGGUUUUUUCAUCAGAGUGGUCAUGGACAUUGGGCAAGAAGAAGAACAAGGAGGGCUUGGUGCUGACGUUGUCGGUACAGAAGAAGAAGGACGAUCCCGCAAGGCUGAAGCAUGCGCUGGAGGACAAUGUUAAGCUGAUUCAAAAGGUUGGGAAGAAGAAGCAUUGGAUUGGAAAGGAGGAUCCCUGGGGAAUGAAGGUCAAGGUGGUUGUUGUUGAAGAGGGCAUUUUGGAAUCGUCAGACUGA
Molecule: messenger RNA, 1815 nt
Organism: Trichoderma reesei QM6a
Lineage: Eukaryota; Fungi; Ascomycota; Sordariomycetes; Hypocreales; Hypocreaceae
Exons: 2
Coding region: 1-1815 (604 amino acids)
Biological process (GO): regulation of transcription by RNA polymerase II
Source: RefSeq, a predicted model, not a curated record